Messenger RNA from Pelobates fuscus (common spadefoot toad), 10491 nucleotides. RefSeq lists its product as uncharacterized. The record is from RefSeq and is a predicted model, not a curated record. Bases 1 to 10491 code for a protein of 3496 amino acids. Lineage: Eukaryota; Metazoa; Chordata; Amphibia; Anura; Pelobatidae. The transcript is spliced from 3 exons.
AUGGCCGGACUCGACGUGGACAGGAAAAUACAGAGUCAAGAACGAGCCGAGGUCAAGGGAACAGAGAGACAGCGGUCAAGUGUCAAUGGAGAGCCAAUUAUAUCAUCAUUUUUGGAAACCGUAAAAGACAUUCUAUUUCCAAGUGAUAAAGAAAUUCCUAUAAAUCCAAGCACCACCAGUAAACCAACACAGACUUCCGACAACAUUCAGCCUACGUUCACUACAGAGACAAACAGUCAAGCAGUAUCAACUACUAACAAAGUAACUUCUUUAAGUAAAGAAAUCACAGUCCAACCAUCAUCGUUCAUAACCAAUUUUCAAUCAUCAGAGAUCAGAAACAAUUUGGCUUCCACAACACACAAAGAUGGAUUAAAUAAGACAUCAUUAUCCAGUACUACAAAUUCUUCUAUCAUUUGGCUCACAAGCCACACAAGUAAUACAGUCACUUCACCAUCUAUGGAGACCACAAAUGUGAAAAAACUAAAAACUACAAAAGGUAAUCAUUUAUUUACACGGAUAACCAACAAAUCCACAGCAGACAGUUAUCAAAAUAAGUCUAUUGGUAACAUGGUGGCCUCUGCUGAACCUGGGAUAGCUAACCAAUUAAAAGCAAACAACAGUAACCUUGUGAGGAAAGUCACCCCUGGCACUGCAAGGCGCAAAACAACCUGCUCAAGAAAAUCACAAACCCAUCAUAGUACAAAAACCAGCAUAAAAACUACCAGCUACCCAUUGACAUCUUCUAUUAAUCGCUCAUCUCACGGUACGCGUAUGACACUAUCCAGUACAGAACACAAUAGCCAAACCAAAACUACUAGCAAAAAAGUGACACCUGCUGGUACUGAGGAAACCAACCAUACAAUAUCAAAAACCAGCACACAAACCAAGACAGGAAGUACAUCUACAAUUAACACAGUGACCUCAGUGACUAGUGGCUCAAACAGUAAAACAAUAUCAACCCUCCUCAGUAAAGAGACAAGUAACCAAAGUAAAAUAUUUACCAUAAAAACAAUGAAUACUGAUGGUACUAAGCUAACCAGUAACCCUGCAUCAAAUAUCAUUAGCCUUGUAGCAUUUACUAAAACUGAUGCCAUUGAGCCAACCAGUGAAAUAGCAUCCAACACCAAAAACCCAACCACUUUUACUAAUCCAGAGACCAGUAUCCAAGUGGAAAUAUCCACCAUGAACAUUACUCAUCUUAGUACUGAGCUAACUAGUCAACCUACAUCCAAUUCCAUCAGCCUUGCAACAUCUCUCAGCACCGAGAGCCAAAAUCCAAUGGAAUCAAUGAGUGACAAAGUGACCCAAACUGUUACUGUUUCAACCAGUCAACUAGUAUCAAACGCCAGGAACCAUGCGACUUCUCCUAAUUCUGAGACUACUAACCAAUCUGAAAUAGCCACCAUUACUCAUCUUUUUACUGAGCUAACUACUCAACCUGCAUCCAAUUCCAUCAGUCUUGUAACUUCUCCUAUCACCGAGAGUCAAAGCCCAAAGGAAUCACCUGGUAACAUAGUAACUCACAUUGAUAUUGGGACAUCCAGUCAACUAGUAUCAAAUACUGAAAACCCUGUGAUUUCUCCUAAUGCCAAGACAACUAACCAUCCUGAAAUUACAUCCAAUUCUAUCAGCCUUGUAACUUCACCUAUAACUGAGAGUCAAAACCCAGUGGAAUCAACUAGUAACACAGUGACACAAACUGACACUGUGUCAACCAGUCAACUCGUAUCAAACACCAAGAACCAUGUGACUUUUUCUUAUCCCAAGACCACUAACAAACCAGAAAUAUCCACCACCACUGAUCUUGGUACUGAGCUAACUACUCAACCUGCAUCCAAUUCCAUCAGUCUUGUAACUUCUCCUAUCACCGAGAGUCAAAGCCCAAAGGAAUCACCUGGUAACAUAGUAAGCCACAUUGAUAUUGUGACAUCCAGUCAACUAGUAUCAAAUACUGAAAACCCUGUGAUCUCUCCUAAUGCCGAGACGACUAACCAUCCUGAAAUUACAUCCAAUUCUAUCAGUCUUGUAACUUCACCUAUAACUGAGAGGCAAAACUCAGUGGAAUCAACUAGUAACACAGUGACACAAACUGAUACUGUGUCAACCAGUCAACUCGUAUCAAACACCAAGAACCAUGUGACUUAUUCUUAUCCCAAGACCACUAACAAACCAGAAAUAUCCACCACCACUGAUCUUGGUACUGAGCUAACUACUCAACCGGCAUCCAAUUCCAUCAGUCUUGUAACUUCUUCUAUCACCGAGAGUCAAAGCCCAAAGGAAUCACCUGGUAACAAAGUAACCCAUAUUGAUAUUGGGACAUCCAGUCAACUAGUAUCAAAUACUGAAAACCCUGUGAUUUCUCCUAAUGCCGAGACGACUAACCAUCCUGAAAUUACAUCCAAUUCAAUCAGUCUUGUAACUUCACUUAUAACUGAGAGUCAAAACCCAGUGGAAUCAACUAGUAACACAGUAACACAAACUGAUACUGUGUCAACCAGUCAACUAGUAUCAAACACCAGGAACCAUGUGACUUAUUCUUAUCCCAAGACCACUAACAAACCAGAAAUAUCCACCACCACUGAUCUUGGUACUGAGCUAACUACUCAACCUGCAUCCAAUUCCAUAAGUCUUAUAACUUCUUCUAUCACCGAGAGUCAAAGCCCAAAGGAAUCACCUGGUAACAAAGUAACCCAUAUUGAUAUUGGGACAUCCAGUCAACUAGUAUCAAAUACUGAAAACCCUGUGAUUUCUCCUAAUGCCGAGACGUCUAACCAUCCUGAAAUUACAUCCAAUUCUAUCAGUCUUGUAACUUCACUUAUAACUGAGAGUCAAAACCCAGUGGAAUCAACUAGUAACACAGUGACACAAACUGAUACUGUGUCAACCAGUCAACUAGUAUCAAACACCAGGAACCAUGUGACUUAUUCUUAUCCCAAGACCACUAACAAACCAGAAAUAUCCACCACCACUGAUCUUGGUACUGAGCUAACUACUCAACCUGCAUCCAAUUCCAUCAGUCUUGUAACUUCUCCUAUCACCGAGAGUCAAAGCCCAAAGGAAUCACCUGGUAACAUAGUAAGCCACAUUGAUAUUGUGACAUCCAGUCAACUAGUAUCAAAUACUGAAAACCCUGUGAUUUCUCCUAAUGCCGAGACGACUAACCAUCCUGAAAUUACAUCCAAUUCUAUCAGUCUUGUAACUUCACCUAUAACUGAGAGGCAAAACUCAGUGGAAUCAACUAGUAACACAGUGACACAAACUGAUACUGUGUCAACCAGUCAACCCGUAUCAAACACCAAGAACCAUGUGACUUAUUCUUAUCCCAAGACCACUAACAAACCAGAAAUAUCCACCACCACUGAUCUUGGUACUGAGCUAACUACUCAACCUGCAUCCAAUUCCAUCAGUCUUGUAACUUCUUCUAUCACCGAGAGUCAAAGCCCAAAGGAAUCACCUGGUAACAAAGUAACCCAUAUUGAUAUUGGGACAUCCAGUCAACUAGUAUCAAAUACUGAAAACCCUGUGAUUUCUCCUAAUGCCGAGACGACUAGCCAUCCUGAAAUUACAUCCAAUUCAAUCAGUCUUGUAACUUCACUUAUAACUGAGAGUCAAAACCCAGUGGAAUCAACUAGUAACACAGUAACACAAACUGAUACUGUGUCAACCAGUCCACUAGUAUCAAACACCAGGAACCAUGUGACUUAUUCUUAUCCCAAGACCACUAACAAACCAGAAAUAUCCACCACCACUGAUCUUGGUACUGAGCUAACUACUCAACCUGCAUCCAAUUCCAUCAGUCUUGUAACUUCUCCUAUCACCGAGAGUCAAAGCCCAAAGGAAUCACCUGGUAACAUAGUAAGCCACAUUGAUAUUGUGACAUCCAGUCAACUAGUAUCAAAUACUGAAAACCCUGUGAUUUCUCCUAAUGCCAAGACAACUAACCAUCCUGAAAUUACAUCCAAUUCUAUCAGCCUUGUAACUUCACCUAUAACUGAGAGUCAAAACCCAGUGGAAUCAACUAGUAACACAGUGACACAAACUGACACUGUGUCAACCAGUCAACUCGUAUCAAACACCAAGAACCAUGUGACUUAUUCUUAUCCCAAGACCACUAACAAACCAGAAAUAUCCACCACCACUGAUCUUGGUACUGAGCUAACUACUCAACCUGCAUCCAAUUCCAUAAGUCUUAUAACUUCUUCUAUCACCGAGAGUCAAAGCCCAAAGGAAUCACCUGGUAACAAAGUAACCCAUAUUGAUAUUGGGACAUCCAGUCAACUAGUAUCAAAUACUGAAAACCCUGUGAUUUCUCCUAAUGCCGAGACGACUAACCAUCCUGAAAUUACAUCCAAUUCUAUCAGUCUUGUAACUUCACUUAUAACUGAGAGUCAAAACCCAGUGGAAUCAACUAGUAACACAGUGACACAAACUGAUACUGUGUCAACCAGUCAGCUAGUAUCAAACACCAGGAAAUCUGUGACUUCUCCUAAUGCCGAGACCACUAACAAACCAGAAUUAGCCACUAUUACUCAUUUUGGUACUGAGCUAAAUAGUCAACCUGCAUCCAAUUCCAUUAGUCUUGUAACUUCUCCUAGCACCGAGAGUCAAAGCCCAAAGGAAUCAAUUGGUAACACAGUAACCCACAUUGAUACUGUGUCAUCCAGUCAACUAGUAUCAAACAAUGGAAAACGUGUGACUUCUCCUAAUGCCGAGACCACUAACCAGCUUGAGAUAUUCACCAUUACUCACCUUGGUACUGAGCUGAGUAGUCUAACUGCAUCAAAUUCCAUCAGCCUUUUAACUUCUACUAGCACUGAGAGCCAAAACCCAAUUAAAUCAACUAGUAGCAUAGUGACCCAAUCUGUGCCAACCAGUCAGCUAGUAUCAAACACCAGAAACCAUGUGACUUCUCUUAAUGCUGAGAACACUAACAAACCAGAUAUAUCCACCACCACAGAUCUUGGUACUGAGAUAACUAGUCAACCUGCAUCUAAUUCCAUCAAUCGUGUAACUUUUCCUAGCACUGAAAAUCAAAGCCCAAAGGAAUCAUCUGGGAACACAGUGACCCACAUUGAUACUGUGUCAACCAGUCAGCUAGUAUCAAACACCAGGAAAUCUGUGACUUCUCCUAAUGCCGAGACCACUAACCAAGCUGAAAUUUCCACCAUAACUCAUCGUGGUACUGAGCUAUCUCCUCAACCGGCAUCCAAUUCCAUCAGUCUUAUAAGUUCUCAUAGCACCGAGAGUCAAAGCCCAAAGGAAUCACCUGGUAACAUAGUAAGCCACAUUGAUAUUGUGACAUCCAGUCAACGAGUAUCAAACACUGGAAACCCUGUGACUUCUCCUAAUGCCGAGACCACUAACCAUCCUGAAAGUACAUCCAAUUCUAUCAGGCUUGUAACUUCAGCUAGAACUGAGAGUCAAAACCCAGUGAAAUCAACUAGUAAUAUAGUGAUGACAACUGAUACUGUGUCAACCAGUCAACUAGUAUCAAACACCAGGAACCAUGUGACUUUUCCUAAUGCCAAGACCACUAACCUACCUGAAAUAUCCACCAUUACUAAUCUUGUUACUAAGCCAUCUAGUCAACCUGCAUCCAAUUCCAUCAGCCAUGUAACUUCUCCUAGCACUGAGAGCAAAAAGCCAAUUGAAUCAACUAGUAACACAGCGACCAAAACUGAUACUGUGUCAACCAUUCAACUAGUUUCAAACACCAGGAACCAUGUGACUUCUCUUAAUACUGAUACUAGUCAUAAACCAGAACUAUCCACCACCACUGAUCUUGGUACUGAACUAACUAGUCAACCUUUAUUCAAUUCCAUUAGUCUUGUAACUUCUCCUAGCACCGAGAGCCGAAACCCAAUGGAAUUAACUAGUAACACAGUGACACAAACUGAUACUGUUUCAGCCAGUCAACUAGUAUCAAACACCAGGAAAUAUGUGACUUCUCCUAGUGCCAAGACCACUAACCAACCAGAAAUAGCCUCUAUGACUAAUUUUGGUACUGAGCUAACUAGUCAACCUGCAUCCAAUUCCAUUAGUCUUGUAACUUCUCCUAGCACCGAGAGUCAAAGCCCCAAGGAAUCAAUUGGUAACACAGUAACCCACUUUGAUACUGUGUCAACCAGUCAACUAGUAUCAAACAAUGGAAAACCUGUGACUUCUCUUAAUGCUGAGACCACUAACAAACCAGAAAUAUACACCGCUCCUCUUGUUACUGAGCUAACUAGUCAACCUGCAUCCAACUCCAUCAAUCUUGUAACUUAUCCUAGUACUGAGAAUCAAAGUCCAAAAGAAUCAACUGGUAACACAGUAACCAACACUGAUACUGUGUCACCCAGUCAACUAGUAUCAAACACCUGGAAACUUGUGACUUCUCUUAAUGCUGAGACCACUAACCAACUUGAAAUAUUCACCAUUACUCAUCUUGGUACUGAGCUAACUAAUCAACCUGCAUCCAAUUAUAUCACUGUUGUAACUUCUCCUAACACCGAAAGCCAAAGCACAAAGGAAUUAAAUGAUAACACAUUUACCCACACUGAUACUGUGUCAAACAGUCAACUAGUAUCAACCAGCAGUGACCAUGUGAGUUCUCCUAAUGCUGAGACCACUAACCUACCUGAAAUAACCACCAUUACUAAUCUUGUUACUAAGCCAUCUAGUCAACCUGCAUCCCAUUCCAUAAGCCAUGUAACUUUUUUUACCACAGAAAAUCAAAGCCCAAAAGAAUUAACUAGCAACACAAUGACCCACGUUGAUACUGUGUCAACCAGUCAACUAGUACCAAACAUCAGGACCCAUGUGACUUCACUUAAUGCUGAGACCACUAGCAACCCAGAAAUAUAUACCACCACUGAUCUUCGUACUGAGCUAACUAGUCAACCUACAUCCAAUUCCAUCAAUCUUGUAACUUCUCCUAGCACUAAGACUCAAAGCCCAAAUGAAUCAACUGGGAACACAGUGACCCACAUUGAUACUGUGUCACCCAGUCAACUAGUAUCAAACACCAGGAAACCUGGGACUUCUAACCAACUUGAAAUAUCCACCAUUACUCAUUUUGAUACUGUACUAACUAAUCAACCUGCAUCCAAGUCCAUUAGCCUUGUAACAUCUCCUAGCACUGAGAGUCAAACCCCAAUGGAAUUAACUAGUAACACAGUGACCCAAACUGAUACUGUGUCAGCCAGUCAACUAGUAUCAAACACCAGGAAAUCUGGGAAUUUUCCUAAUGCUGAGACAACUAACCAACCAGAAAUAGCCUCCAUUACUCAUUUUGGUACUGAGCUAACUAAUGAACCUGCAUCCAAUCCCAUUAAUCUUGUAACUUCUCCUAGCACCAAGAGUAAAAGCCCAAAGGAAUCAAUUGGUAACACAGUGACCCACAUUGAUACUGUGUCAUCCAGUCAACUAGUAUCAAACAAUGGAAAAACUGUGACUUCUCCUAAUGCUGAGACCACUAACGAACUUGAAAUAUUCACCAUUACUCAUCUUGUUACUGAGCUAACUAAUCAACCUGCAUCGAACUAUGCUGUAAGUUCUCCUAUCACCGAAAGCCAAAGCACAAAAGAAUUAAAUGGUAACACACUUACCCACACUGAUAUUGUGUCAACAAGUCAACUAGUAUCAACCCCCAGGGACCAUGUGAGUUCUCCUAAUGCUGAGACCACUAACUUACCUGAAAUAUCCACCAUUACUCAUCUUGUUACUAAGCUAGCUAGUCAAACUGCAUCCAAUUCCACAAGCCAUGUAACUUAUAUUACCACUAAAAGUCAAAGCCCAAAAGAAUUAACUAGUAGCACAAUGACCCACAUUGAUAAAGGGUCAACCAGUCAACUAGUAUCAAACACCAGGAAGCCUGUAACUAUAUCUAAUGCAAUGACUAGUAACCAAACUGAAAUAUCAACCAUGGACAUUACUCACCUUGGUACUGAGUUAAUCAGUCAACCAGCCUUCAAUACCAAGAGCCUCAAAACUCUUCCUAAUACAGAGAGGCAAAACCCAAUGGAAUCAACAGGUAACACAGUGACCCACACCGAUACUGUGUCAACCAGUCAACUAGUAUCAAACACUAGGAACCCUGUAACUUCUUCAGAUGCCAAGACCUCUAACCAACAUGAAAUUUCCACCAUUACUCAUUAUGGUACUGAGCUAUCUAGUCAACCUGCAUCCAAUUCCAUCAGCCUUGUAACUGUUCCUAGCAAUGAUAGCCAAAGCACAAACAAAACAACUGGUAACCCAGUAACCCACACUGAUACUGUGUCACCCAGUCAACUUGUAUCAAUCACACAGAACCCUGUGACUUCACCUAAUGCAGAGAAUACUAACCAACCUGAAAUAUCCAUCAUGAACAUCACUCAUCUGAGUACUAAGCUAACUAAUCAACCUGCAUCCAAUUUAAUCAGCCUUGUGACUUCUCCUAGCACUAAGAGCCAAAGCCUAAAUUUAUCAACUGGUAACACAGUAACCCGCACUGAUACUAUGUCAACCAGUCAACUAGUAUCAAACACCUGGAAACCUUUAACUUUUUCUAGUGCCAAGACCACUAACCAGCCUGAAAUAUCCACCAUUACUUAUCUUGGUACUGAACUAACUAGUCAACCUGUAUUCACUUCCACUAGCCUUGUAACUUCUCCUAGCACCCAAAGCCAAAGUCCAAAUGAAUCAACUAGUAACACAAUGACCCACAUUGAUACUGUGUCAACCAGUAAACUAGUAUCAAACACCAGGAACCAUGUGACUUCAUCUAAUGUAAAGACCAGUAACCAAAUUGGAAUAUUAACCACAAACACCACUCAUCUUGGCACUGAGCUAACCAGUCAGCCUGCAUCUAAUACCAUGAGCCUCGAAACUCUUCCUAAUACAGAGAGGCAAAACCCAAUGGAAUCAACUAGUAACACAGUGACCCACCCUGCUACUGUGUCAACUAGUCAGCUUGUAUCAAUUACUGUGAAUCCUGUGACUUCUUCUAAUGCAGAGACCACUAACCAACCUGAAAUAUCCUCCAUGAACAUUACUCAUCUGGGUACUGAGCAAACUAGUAAACCUGUAUCCAAUUCCAUCAACUUUGUAACUUCACCUAGCACUGUAAGUCAAAGCCUAAAGGAAUCACCUGGUAACACUGUAACCCACACUGAUACUGUGUCAAUCAGUCAACUAGUACCAAACACUAGGAGCCCUGUGACUUCAUCCUAUGGAAAGACACGUAACCAAAAAUCAUACACCAGUAACCUUACCACCCUUCAUAGUAGAGAUUCUGAAUCUACCAUAAACACAAUAAACUCAAGCAGUACAAAGGUAACAAGCAUCAUGAACCCUACAACGUUUCACACAAGCAGCCAAAAGAAUUUAACCAGAAGCACAGUGACACCUGUUGAUAUUAGUCAAACUGAAUUAUCUGCCAUAAUCACAAUAAUCCCUGCUAGCAUUCAAUCCAUCAGUCAAUCUGUAUCAAAUACCAGUAGCUAUGUAACUAUCACUACAAGAGAUACAAAUACCCUGCAAGAAUCAACUAGUAGAAGAAUACCUCCUACUGGUACUGGGACAACAAGUCAACAAUUAACAAACAAUACUUUUCCAGUGACAUUUCCCAGUACGGUAACAAACACCCAAAAUGAGCAUUCCAGCAAGGCUUCUGUUGCAAUUGGAUCAACCAGACAACCAGAAGCAAAAACCAGUAACCUUGUAACUCAUUCCAUUACAGAAACCAAUAGCCAAACAGAGUUAACCAGCAACACAGUGACUUCCUCCAUUACCAGGACACCCAAACAAAUGAUCUCAGAUACCAGUAAUCACAUGGGAUUUGCCAGCAUAAGUUCAAAUAGCCAAACUGAUUCUACCAGCAUUUUUGGGACCUUCACUUCUAGACCAACUAGCCCUUUAACUAUUUUCAGCACAGGUAUCAGUAGCCAAACUGAAUUAUCUACCAAAAGCACAAUAACCCUUGCAGGUACUAAACUGGCUAGUCAACCUGUAUCAAAUACAAAUAGCACUGUAACACUUCCUAAACCAGAGACAAAUAUCCCAAGAGUAUUAACCACGAACACAGUGCCCCCCAGUGUUGGACCAACAAGUCAGCAAGUACCAAGCAUUACUUUUACAGUAGCAUUAUCCAGUAUGGUAACAAGUAGUCAGAAUACACCUACUAGCAAGACCUCUGUUGCAACAGGGUCAACCAGAAAACCAGAACCAAAAACCAGUAACCUUGUAAUGCAUUCCAGUACAAAAAUCAACAGCCAAACAGAGCUAACCAGCAGCACCAACACCAUUUUAAGGACAAGCAGCAUAAGGAGUAGCAGCCAAACUGAAUAUACCAGGAAUAGUGGGACCUCUGUAUCAGGCAGUGCCAGUACACUUGUUCCAUGGGAAAUCAUUGUCAUUGCCUUAGCAGUAAGCAUUGGAACUUUCCUCAUUGUUGGCGGGAUCUUCGCAGUUAUAUUUUGUAUGAGACGGCGACGUUUCACUCAAUACGAUGUUGCUGGAGCAUUUAUCUGA